CUCACCCUGCAGAAUCCGUGUGAAUCCUCUGGAUGGCAGGGAGAAGACGGGGGUCUUCUCUUGCAUCUGGAAGUUUGACGAAGGAGAGAGGUCUGCUUUUAGUUCCUGUAUGUUUUGGACAGAUGGAUCCAAUUUCUCAAGGCUGAGGGACGGCUCUGUUGCACAGCUCCUUUGCAAAACGGCAGCAUGUCGGACGGAGCAGCGCCAGUGGCUUCUUCCUAAAUCCAGCCCCCCCCCCCGUCAUGAGGCCAAGCCCCCUUCUGGAGGCCAAGAUGUCCAGGUGGUACAGAGGUCCAGCUGCUGUUCUUCUGUCGGUCUGGACCUUGCUUGCAAUCCUGUGGAUUCUGCAAACUUCGGACCUGGAGAGAGAAGAACAAACCUUUUCUCCCAUAGUACCAAGCCUGACCAGGAGGAGGCGCUAUGCAAUCAACCCACUUGGCUAUAAAUGGGACCAUGUGAAUCUAACUUACAGGAUUGUGCAGUUUCCCAGCACCCUCAACAAGGGGGACACCGAGCGAGCCAUUGCCAGCGCCUUCCGCAUGUGGAGUGAUGUUUCGCCACUCAGUUUCCGGCGCUUGCCCGCCACUCAGCGAGCGGACAUCACCAUUGGUUUCUACACCUUUAACCACACGGACUGCUGGUUCUCACCCACGCAUCCUUGUUUCGACGGACUGAAUGGAGAGCUAGCUCAUGCUUUCCUCCCUCCCCACGGUGAAAUCCAUUUUGAUAACCACGAAUUUUGGAUCCUGGGACGCUCCCGCUUCAGCUGGAAACAAGGUGUCUGGCUAAAUGACUUGGUCCAAGUGGCGGCGCAUGAGAUUGGCCAUGCUCUGGGCCUGUGGCACUCCCGAGACGUCCGUGCCCUCAUGCAUCCGAAUGCCACCUACAGUCGGACAUGGCGUAUCGGCCAGGAUGACGUCUGGGCCAUCCAACGGCUAUACGGGUGUGUGGAUGAGAAGAGGCAAUGCCAGCCGUGGGCCCGGCAGGGCCUCUGUACCCGACAGCGAACCUUCAUGAAAAGGCAUUGUCCCCGGAUCUGCAACGCCUGCUUUGAGCAUUCUGCUGCUGCCACAUCUUCCUCCCCUCCACCACCUUGGCCUUCUCUUGUUCACACUAGAUACGUCACAAAAGGCAGGGCCAUCACCUUUCGUUGUGGGUUCAGCUCUUCCAACAGGCCACACUUGCAAAUCAGCUGGUAUAAAGAUGGGCAGCCCCUCACCCAGUCUGUCCAAGGAUUUGAGCUGCUUCCCAACCAGGACCUGCGCGUUCUCGCCACGGAGUUUAGCGAAGGGCGAUACAGUUGCUUGAUCCGUCGUGGCACCAGGACUCUCCGUGCGAAUUCCUGGCAGAUAAAGCUCAAAGACGAACGACCGUUGCGCCCGACCCUCGGAGCGCCAAAGGGCACCCAAAGGAAAACGGUGAACUGAAGUAAUCGUAGAAAAGGAGCGGUAGAAGGAUCUGUGUAGAGAUUUGUCCUGGACAGAGCAGCAAGGGCUCUCCAUGACCCUUCCCUCUUUUCCCCUUGUGACUAAUUUUUUAAUCCGAGUACUAAUCAUGAGAGUCCCAAGGAAAACAUUUGCAGCCGGAUGUGCGGAUCUGUGUCAACAAACCAGUUCACUUCCCAUCUUCAUCAAGAGCAGGUCUUUUGUCAGGUUAAUAGGUCUUAAUUCAAGACCAUUCAGGAAGUACCCUAAUUACUUGUAAUUACAAAUACUUUGGAAUU
Molecule: messenger RNA, 1723 nt
Organism: Pogona vitticeps (central bearded dragon)
Lineage: Eukaryota; Metazoa; Chordata; Lepidosauria; Squamata; Agamidae
Product: matrix metalloproteinase-23
Biological process (GO): extracellular matrix organization; collagen catabolic process; proteolysis
Cellular component (GO): extracellular matrix
Molecular function (GO): metalloendopeptidase activity; zinc ion binding
Source: RefSeq, a predicted model, not a curated record